CCCCCCACAUCUUCUUUCUGGUGGGUGCCAAAUCUCUUUACGCUCGAACCUUCCCACCACGCAGCACAGCUCACUUGUCCUGUACUGUCUCCUCUCUUCUUCUCUGCAACUUUUCCCAAUCCCAUCUCCUCAUCACGCUGCCUCCCAAUAUCCUUUCUUUCGUUCUCUCUCUCAAAAAAUUCGAUAGGAAACAAAGACUCAUGCUUCGUAGUAACAGCUCUAAUGGCGGAAACCCUAUCAAUAGCGUCAGCAUAGUAUGGUUCAGAAGAGAUCUUAGGGUUGAAGACAACCCAGCUCUUGCAGCUGGGGUAAGAGCUGGAGGCGUGGUGCCUGUCUUCAUAUGGUCUCCAGAAGAAGAAGGACACUACUACCCCGGUAGGGUUUCAAGGUGGUGGUUAAGCCAAAGCUUGAGGCAUCUUGAUUCCUCCCUUAGGAGCCUUGGGGCUACUCUCCUCACAAAGAGGUCUUUUGACACCGCCUCCACUCUCCUUCAUGUUUUGAACGCUACUGGUGCAACCAGCCUUUUCUUUAAUCAUCUAUAUGACCCUUUGUCUCUUGCGAGGGAUCAUCACAUCAAAGAUCUUCUAAUUGCUCAAGGUUUCGCAGUUCAUUCUUUCAAUGCAGAUUUGCUUUACGAACCAUGGGAAGUUAUGGAUGAGAACGGUCGCCCAUUUUCAACUUUUGCUCCAUUUUGGAAUAGAUGUCUUAGCAUGCCUUAUGAUCCUGCGGCCCCUCUUUUGCCACCAAAAAGGAUUACAUCAGGUGAUAUUUCAAGGUGCCCCUCAGACAAUUUAGUAUUUGAGGAUGAAUCCGAGAGGGGAAGCAAUGCUCUUCUUGCAAGAGCUUGGUCUCCAGGAUGGCAGAAUGCUGAUAAGGCCCUCAGUUCAUUCAUCAACGGGCCACUGAUUUACUACUCAAGGAACCGAAAAAAGGCAGAUGGUACAACCACCUCUCUCCUCUCCCCCCAUCUACAUUUUGGAGAAUUGAGUAUUCGUAAAGUCUUUCAUCUCGUCCGAAUCAAACAGCUCGUGUGGGCUAACGAGGGGAACGAAGCAGGAGAAGAGAGCGUCAACUUGUUUUUCAAGUCCAUCGGCUUCCGGGAGUACUCAAGAUACUUGAGUUUCAACUUCCCCUGCAGCCAUGAAAGACCUCUACUUUCUCACCUCAGGUUCUUCCCUUGGGUUGUUGAUGAGGGCUACUUCAAAGCUUGGAGACAGGGAAGGACUGGCUAUCCCCUCGUGGAUGCUGGAAUGAGAGAACUUUGGGCCACUGGUUGGCUGCAUAACUGUAUCCGUGUGGUUGUAUCCAGUUUCUUUGUAAAAGUUUUGCAGCUUCCAUGGAGGUGGGGGAUGAAGUACUUUUGGGAUACACUUCUGGAUGCUGAUCUUGAAAGUGAUGCCUUGGGUUGGCAGUAUAUAUCUGGAACUCUUCCGGAUGGUCGGGAGUUGGAUCGCAUCGAUAACCCUCGGUUUGAAGGCUACAAGUUCGACCCGGAUGGCGAAUAUGUUCGACGCUGGCUUCCCGAACUCUCGAGGCUACCGACCGAUUGGAUACACCACCCGUGGGAUGCACCUGAAUCUUUACUCCAAGCGGCAGGCAUUGAGCUCGGUUCCAACUACCCUUUUCCAGUUAUAGAAAUUUCUACAGCUAAACGAAGAUUAGAGGAGGCUCUUACAGAGAUGUGGCAGAUCGAAGCCGCUUCGAGAGCUGCCAUGGAGAAUGGGAUGGAAGAGGGCCUUGGCGAUUCCAUGGAUUCGCAAUAUAUUGAAUAUCCUCUUGAAAGGAAUAUGGAAGCCGAACUUGAGCAUACUGGGACGAAUAAUAUUCAAACCACAACCAGGAGGUACCUGGAUCAGAUGGUGCCCAGCAUGACUUCUUCAUUACUCAGAAUUGAGGAGGAAGAAAUCUCUGUAGAUAUAGGUGACAGUGUGGAAGAUAGCAGGGCUGAAGUACCGUUAAAUGCGAGUUUUGAAGCCCAGACUCAUGGAGUUACAGAUACAAAUAGUACAAUUCUACACCUCAGUCCUUCAAGGGUCGAGUUCUCGGAGGAGUCGUUGAGUAGUUACACAGAAAGGGGUCUGGUUCCUGUGUGGUCUCCUUCAUCAGAUUCAGUCCAAUCGGAGCAUUUUGUCACCCAUGAAACUGGUGUUAGAAGUCGUGUUUAUUUACAGAGGCAUCCCCAGACGCAUCAGAUUACGAAUUGAGACCGCUUUCUCCGCCGGUCAGUUGGGAGGUGGAGAACACAGUACAGCCAAAUGCUAUCGGUUAGAUUCUUAUAAUGGAAAUCAGGUGUAAAAAAUCCAUCUUUUUGUUCCUCUCACUUUGCAGAGAAUCAGAUUCUGUAGAAUAUCGAUGUACCACAAAGUUGCUGUAUAGAUGAAUCUACCAGUGCUGUGCUAUUAAUCAGGUAUCUUUAGUUUUAUAUGUGAGAAAAAAUGUAUCAAAUUUUUAUUUUGAAGCAUCGUGUACCAUAAAGUUGUGUAAAUAAGCCUAUCAGUGGUGUGUUAUCAUCAGAUAAUCUUGAGUUUGAGUGUUUGGUAAAACAUCCAAAUAUUUUGCGGGAGCUUUAUGCAUAAAGUUUUUCUAUAAUAA
Phalaenopsis equestris is the source of this 2592-nucleotide messenger RNA. RefSeq names its product cryptochrome-1-like. Gene Ontology annotation, molecular function: blue light photoreceptor activity; DNA binding; FAD binding. Gene Ontology annotation, biological process: entrainment of circadian clock by photoperiod; circadian regulation of gene expression; blue light signaling pathway. The record is from RefSeq and is a predicted model, not a curated record. The transcript has 5 exons. Lineage: Eukaryota; Viridiplantae; Streptophyta; Magnoliopsida; Asparagales; Orchidaceae. Gene Ontology annotation, cellular component: cytoplasm; nucleus. Bases 201 to 2204 code for a protein of 667 amino acids.